CACAGUGUCAAGUUUCAAAGCUGCCCUGUGUCAUGGGUGGCUUUUCCUCUGAUUUUCUUGUUCGCCAAUUGGUUUCUCAGUUUCUCUCAAAACUCUCCAUGGCUCCUAUACUUUUCCUGCUCCUCUUCGUUUCCUGGUUCAUCCCGGGACAUGCUCAUCCUUCACCGACCCACCAAUACUUCACAUCUGCGGUUGUAUCCCAAAAGGGUCUUGAUUACCUCAAAGAUUUGCUCAUAGAUAAAGCAAUUUCUUCUAUGAUUCCGAUCAACUUGCCUAAAUCUGAGAAAACUGUCAAAAUACCAUUUGUGGGAAACGUUCAUAUGGUGCUAUCCAACACUACCAUAUACCAAGUUGAUGUUGCUUCCUCAAAUGUCAAGCCGGGCGAUUCUGGUGUUGCUAUUGUUGCUUCAGGCACUACCUGUAACUUGAACAUGGAUUGGGGUUAUUCAUAUAGUACUUGGCUUGUUCCAGCUGAAAUUUCUGAUCGAGGACGGGCUUCUGUUCAGGUCGAUGGCAUGGAAGUUGGACUCACGUUAGGAUUGGAGAUUCAAGAAGGUACUCUAAAAUUAUUUCUUGUGGAGUGUGGUUGUUCUGUUCAAGAUAUAUCUAUAAAGUUGGAUGGAGGAGCGUCUUGGCUUUAUCAAGGGUUCGUUGAUGCAUUUGAAGAACAAAUAAGUUCUGCUGUUGAGAAGGCGAUUUGUAAGAAACUAGGAAAUGGAAUCUUAAAGGUUGAUUCCUUUUUGCAUUCACUUCCGAAAGAAGUUCAGGUGGAUGAUAAUGCUUCUUAUGAUGUUACUUUUGUGGAAAACCCCACCCUUAGUAACUCCUCGAUUGGUUUAAAGAUCAAUGGUCUGUUUAGGGCCAGAGAACUUCUCCCAAUACCUGAGUACCACUUUGAAAAUUCACCUUCAGCUUCCUGUACAGAUCCUUCUAAAAUGUUUGGAAUAACACUAGAUGAAGCAGUCUUUAACUCUGCUUUGGCCCUAUACUACAAUGCAGAUUUUAUGCAGUGGAGCUUGAAUGAAGUGCCAGACCAGCCACUUCUAAAUACUGCUGGAUGGAGAUCUAUUGUUCCCCAACUGUACAAGAAAUUUCCUGAUGCUGACAUGAGCUUGAAUAUCUCUUUACCUUCUCUGCCAGUCAUACGGAUUUCAGAGGACCAGAUUUUUGCAUCCAUGAACAUAGACCUGAUAAUUGAUGUAGUAGAAUCAGGUGAACUAAUACCUGUUGCGUGCAUCUCAUUGUUGGUUCGUGCCUCCGGUAUGGCUAAAAUCUCGGGGAACAACCUUAUGGGCAGCAUCGAUUUGAACGAUUUUGAUAUGUCAUUAAGGUGGAGCAAUAUUGGCAGUCUGAAUAUGCACCUAAUUCAGCCAGUUGUGUGGACUCUGAUUGAAACUACUUUGUUGCCGAAUGCAAACGUAUACUUGGGAAAGGGGUUACCACUGCCCAUCAUUCAUGGUUUCGCGUUUCAAAACGCCGAAGUAAUCAGCUCAAAUUCAAGAAUUACGGUGUGCAGCGACAUUUUAUGGACAGAGGAACGGAGUCCUGAUCAUCUUCACAGCUUGUUUAGGUAGAGAAGAUGAUAAUCUUCAAACUUUAUGUAAAAUACAGGCAAUUAGGAAGAAAGCAAGCUGUGUACUUUGAUUGAACCCUGUAAUGUAAUUCCUAGCCACCCUUCUACCAGCUUUGUAGGUGUGAAGUAUGUAAAGCUAAUGUUGUUCUUAAAGUAGUGGUUAGAGGAGGAAUUUGGUGGCUCCUCUUCUGAAUGUACUUUGAAGUUUGAACCCUGUAAUUUCUCCACGCUGGGUGUGACCACUGACAUUCCAUUUACCUGAUUUGUUCAUGUUUUCUUCACGAGGAGCAAAUAAAGAACGAACUUUUAUUUUACAAAUA
Molecule: messenger RNA, 1893 nt
Organism: Momordica charantia (bitter melon)
Lineage: Eukaryota; Viridiplantae; Streptophyta; Magnoliopsida; Cucurbitales; Cucurbitaceae
Product: lipid-binding serum glycoprotein family protein
Molecular function (GO): lipid binding
Source: RefSeq, a predicted model, not a curated record